AUGGCAGGCGGAGCCAAGAAGCCGGUCAACAUCUUCCGCUUGAAGAACCUGGGCGAGCCCAAGGAAGUUUUCAACUGGAAGCUAUGGUUUGCGGUUGUCUCUUUCGGAUUGAUGGGUGCUGCCCGUGGGAUCGAUGAGGGUCUUAUUUCCGGCGCCUUCAACUCUAAGGAUUUCCAGCGCUAUAUCAACUACAGUUCCUACAGCACCGUGGAGCAGACCAACAUCAAGGCCAAUGUUUCGGCCAUGGUGCAGAUUGGUUCCGUCGGUGGUGCUCUCUUUGCUUUCCUGGUUUGCGACCGCAUCGGUCGUAUCUGGGCUACUCGACAGCUUUGCCUCAUCUGGAUCAUUGGAGCUGCCAUCUUCAUGGGCAACAAUGGCAAUCUCGGUGCGGUCUAUGCCGGUCGAUUUAUUGCUGGUCUGGGUGUUGGACAGACCGUGGUCGUCGCCCCGAUCUAUCUGGCGGAAAUUGCCCCAGCAGCGAUUCGAGGUCUUUGCACUUGUGUCUUCACUGGUUUCGUAUAUCUCGGAAUUGUGCUUGCAUAUUUCGCCAACUAUGGAUGUCAAGUGCAUAUGGGCGAUAACACUCACAAGCGAUGGGAGGUUCCUACCAGUCUCCACGUCAUCUUCGCUGGAUUGAUCUUCUGUCUCUCUUUCUUCCAAUAUGAAUCCCCCCGGUAUCUGAUCAAGCGUGGUCAGUUCGAGAAGGCCAUCACCAACCUCUCCCGCAUUCGAAAUCUGCCAACCGACCAUGAGUACGUGGUUCGUGAGAUUACCGCGAUUCAAACAGCCCAUCAAAUCGAGAUGGAAGCGACUCUGGGUGCUGGUCCUCUGGGUAUUAUCAAGGAGACCUUCCUGAUUCCCUCUAACCUCUACCGUGUCUACCUGGCCCUGAUGGCGCAGAUUCUAUCGCAGUGGUCGGGUGCUGGAUCUAUCACCCUCUAUGCCCCUGAUCUGUUCAAACUGCUUGGCGUCACUGGUAGCAACGAGACCCUGUUGGUCACGGCUGUUUUUGGAAUCAUUAAACUGGUGGCAGCAGUGAUGUGUGCUCUCUUCCUGGUCGAUGUGAUCGGUCGUAAGCGUGCACUAUUGAUUGGAAUCACCUUGCAGGCUAUCGCUAUGUUCUACAUUGCUGGAUUCCUGACUGCCGUGCCUGAGAUGGGCGUGGUGAAGAAUUUCAAGCUUCCUGCAAGCAAGAAGGGCGCUAGUGAGGGCGCGAUCGCCAUGAUUUACCUGUCUGGCUUCGGUUGGGCCCUUGGCUGGAACUCGAUGCAAUACCUGCUGACGGCUGAAUUGUUCCCUCUGCGCAUCCGUGCCCUGGCCACUUCGAUGGCUAUGACCUUGCACUUCGCCAACCAGUAUGGCAACUCCCGUGCCGUCCCUAACAUGUUGCUCCCCGUUGCCGAGGGCGGUAUCAGCCCUAAGGGAACCUUCUGGCUCUUCGGUGCCAUCACCCUUAUCGGUGGUAUCUGGGUUUGGUUCACUAUCCCCGAGACUGCUGGUCGAUCUCUGGAGAGCAUGGACCGGUUGUUCGAGCUGCCUUGGUACCGCAUUGGCCGAUACGGUAACCAGGAUGCUGAGGAGCGUGAUCAGGUUGUUGACGAGAAGAUGGAGGCUAUGACUUCUCAGCAUGGCACUUCGCAGCAUGUGGAGCGAAAGGAUGCGUCGACCCAUGUUUGA
Molecule: messenger RNA, 1677 nt
Organism: Penicillium subrubescens
Lineage: Eukaryota; Fungi; Ascomycota; Eurotiomycetes; Eurotiales; Aspergillaceae
Product: putative MFS quinate transporter
Exons: 5
Coding region: 1-1677 (558 amino acids)
Biological process (GO): carbohydrate transport; transmembrane transport
Cellular component (GO): membrane
Molecular function (GO): carbohydrate:proton symporter activity
Source: RefSeq, a predicted model, not a curated record